Pisolithus orientalis is the source of this 858-nucleotide messenger RNA. RefSeq names its product manganese superoxide dismutase. The coding region runs from base 126 to 740 and encodes 204 amino acids. NCBI's taxonomy places the organism in Eukaryota, Fungi, Basidiomycota, Agaricomycetes, Boletales, Pisolithaceae. The transcript has 4 exons. Gene Ontology annotation, cellular component: mitochondrion. Gene Ontology annotation, biological process: superoxide metabolic process. Gene Ontology annotation, molecular function: metal ion binding; superoxide dismutase activity. The record is from RefSeq and is a predicted model, not a curated record.
CAUCCAAGGCAAAAUAAGAGACAACUCAGAUAAACGAAUGAUAUCAGUUAUGAUGUGACUUUCUGUGCGCCCAUCGCUCUUCUCUCUUCUUCGCAAUCAUCAGCAACAGCUCGUUGACGAUCGACAUGACUCACACUCUGCCCCCUCUCCCCUACGCUUACGAUGCCCUCGAGCCCUACAUCUCGAGCCAGAUCAUGACACUCCACCACACCAAGCAUCACCAGACCUACGUCAACGCGCUCAACGCAGCAGAGGCUGCCUACACAAAGGCAUCGACCCCCAAGGAGCGCAUUGCCCUCCAGGCUGCGCUUCGUUUCAAUGGUGGUGGUCACAUCAACCACUCGCUCUUUUGGACGAACCUCGCUCCCUCUGCCGUCGAGGGCAAGGGUGUCGGUGGUGUCUUGAGAGAGGGUCCCCUGAAGGAGGCCAUCAUUUCCACCUUUGGUUCUCUUGAGACCUUAAUAACCGAGUUCAACACCACCACCGCUGCGAUUCAAGGUUCAGGUUGGGGUUGGCUUGGAUUGAACCCAUCUUCCAAGCGUCUCGAGGUUGUCACCACGGCGAACCAAGACCCCCUCCUUUCCCACGUACCUAUCAUCGGUGUUGACAUUUGGGAGCACGCCUUCUACCUCCAAUAUCUCAAUGUGAAGGUUGACUAUCUGAAGGCCAUUUGGAACGUCAUCAACUUCGAGGAAGCUGAGAGGCGAUACCUUGAGGCUGUUGGCGGCUCCAAGUUGUAGGUUCGUGGGCAUUUACCUUCGAGGAAGCAUUUAAAAGAGUGGAAUGUGUAAAGUUACUGCCCAUGUAUGUACCUCAUUACACAGUGGCAAUCAUCUGUUGCGUAUUAGAACACCUGAU